Molecule: messenger RNA, 18717 nt
Organism: Phlebotomus papatasi
Lineage: Eukaryota; Metazoa; Arthropoda; Insecta; Diptera; Psychodidae
Gene: shot
Product: dystonin
Exons: 15
Coding region: 507-15224 (4905 amino acids)
Biological process (GO): wound healing; intermediate filament cytoskeleton organization
Cellular component (GO): intermediate filament; cytoplasm; membrane
Molecular function (GO): structural molecule activity; calcium ion binding; microtubule binding
Source: RefSeq, a predicted model, not a curated record
GGUUUAGUCUCAACUUGAGUGUCGAAUGAAAUUGUUGCGUUUUCUCCUCCAUCACACAAAACUGUUAUUCUAUCAAGUAGUUGCAAAGUGUUUUUAAAGAAUUAGAGGGUGUAUUUCCAUCUCCCUCAUUUAUUUCUGUGCAGUUUUCUUAAGGGACAAUCUCUCUUAAACAUUCCGUCCAUCCUAGAUUCCACCUGGAUUGUGUUCUCUGAUUGGUUUUAUUUUUUUUUUACAACAGUGUGUUUUGCUCAUCAAUUUUGUAAACACAAUUUACAGAAGAAAAAAAAAGAAAAGAAACGUGGAAGCCGAAAAGAAGGAAUUAUCAAUGAAAUGAUAAAAAGUGUCGAACUGAAAGUAUUUAUCAAUCAGUGGCCAUAAAAGUGGGGAUAAAAAUAGUCUAGGAAAAGUCGAAUAUAUCUGGAGAAUUUAGGUCGAAUCCUUUGCUGAUCUAUACUCAUGUGCCAUUUGUGAAAAAAAAUAAAUAAAUAAGUAAGAGAGUGAAAAGGAUGUCUACGCAAAUUUACUACAAGGAUCGCCUGGGAUUCGAUCCACGUGAGGAUAUCAUUGACAAUGUUCCGAGGAGUGGACACAAGGCAAAAUUGCAUGAGGGAAGCCCCUUCAAGGAGGAUAGUCCGCCGAAGAGACUCAAAGACCAACACGGCGGCUACGAAGAUGCUCUGACACAAUUUAAAGAUGAACGCGACGCCAUUCAAAAGAAAACCUUCACGAAAUGGGUUAACAAACAUUUGAGCAAGGCAGGAAAGAGGAUUCACGAUCUUUUCGAGGAUCUUCGCGAUGGAAGAAAUUUGCUCACACUCCUUGAGGUGCUUUCCGGAGAGAAUCUGCCACGUGAAAAAGGCAAUAUGCGUUUUCACAUGCUCCAAAAUGCUCAAAUGGCUCUCGAUUUUCUCCGGUACAAGAAAAUUAAAUUGGUCAACAUUCGUGCUGAGGAUAUUGUUGAUGGGAAUCCAAAGUUAACUCUCGGACUUAUUUGGACAAUAAUUCUCCACUUCCAGAUAAGCGACAUCGUUGUGGGACAUGAUGACAAUCUGACCGCAAAGGAGGCACUUCUGCAGUGGGCCAGAAAGUCAACGGCUCGGUAUCCGGGCGUGAAAGUGAAUGAUUUUACAUCAUCAUGGCGCGAUGGAUUGGCCUUCUCGGCAAUUGUCCAUCGCAAUCGUCCGGAUAUUAUCAAUUGGCGCGAAGCAAAGGCUUCAAAGCCGCGCGAACGUCUCGAAACGGCAUUUCAUGUGGUUGAAAAGGAAUAUGGGGUGACACGUCUGUUGGAUCCGGAAGAUGUUGAUACCAAUGAACCCGAUGAGAAGUCUCUUAUUACCUACAUCAGUUCCCUGUAUGAUGUCUUCCCGGAGCCACCGGCAAUGCAUCCACUGUAUGAUUCUGAUGCUCAACGUCGUAUGCAUGAUUACAAGGAGGCAGCUCAGGAGUUUUUGUACUGGUGCAAGGAGAAGACAUCAUUGCUGCAAGAGAGAGUAUUCCCAGCGUCACUGAUUGAGUUGAAGCAAUUGCUGGCGGAUUUACAUACUUUCCGUACUGAAGAGGUGGCUCAGAAACAUCAAGAUCUCUCCAAUCUCAAUGUCAUCUAUGAGCAGUUGAAGAAGUACUUUGAAGCUGUGACUGAGGAAGAGAUUGAUGUUGCCUAUAGGCCAAAGGCACUCAAUAUUGCAUGGGAACGCUUGAUGCGUGCUCUGGGUGAUCGUGAGCGUCAGCUUCAGCAGGAGACUGAUCGUCUGGACAGUUACGAUCGUCUGGUGGACAAGGUGUUCAGAGAGAUUAAGCGAAUUGACUUUAAACUCACUGACAUUGAGUCCCGAAUUGCCAAGGAGAGUCGCAAUCUCGAUCGGAUGCAUCCAAUUGAUGCGAAAAAUGUUGUUGAGAGUAUUGAGACGGAUUUGAGGCAUCUGGAGCAACCAUUGAAUCAAGUGAGCUCUGAUGUGAGUGUUUUGGAAAAUUCAAAUUGUCCCGAAGCCAGAGAAUUGAGGAAAGAAGUUAAUAAACUCUGUCAGAGAUGGUCACAAAUUCGUGCCAAUUUCCACACGAAUAUGGUGCAAAAAUUGGCUGGAUUGAGUUAUCCCAUUCAGGAGACUACGGUCACCCGGCAAACACGAACGGUGCUCGAGACACGUCAAGUUGACACCAAUCCGUACUUUAGGGAUUUGCAGGAGUAUACUGAAUGGUGUCAGAAUAAAUUGAAGAAGCUCCUAGCAGCUGAAUAUGGCACGGAUUUGGCCACGGUGAAGAGUGAAUUGCAUAAGCAUCAGCAGGAACAUAAAACAAUUGAUCAAUUUCACUCGAAAAUUGUUCAUGCUGAACGUCAGAAGAAUAAUUUCUCAGGAGAUGAAUACACCUUGUACUCACAGAGACUCAAUCAACUCCAGAAUUUGUAUGCAGAUCUCCUGAGUACGUCAACGAAGCGCCUUUCGGAUUUGGAUGCACUCCAAGAUUUCCUCGUGGCGGCGACAAAUGAGCUCAAUUGGUUGAAUGAGAAGGAAAGGAUUGAGAUCAAUCGGGAUUGGGCAGAUAAGAAUUUAGAUCUAUCAGCUGUACAUCGUUACUACGAGACUCUGAUGUCUGAAUUGGAGACGAGAGAGAUGCAAUUUGCAGAUAUUGUGGAUCGUGGUGAAAAGUUAAUUUCUCAAGCUCAUCCUGCAGCCAAAUGCAUUGAAGCUCAUCUCAGUGCAUUGCAGUACAAAUGGUCAUGGUUGCUACAACUCACCCUGUGCCUCGAAAUUCACCUAAAACAUACCUCCGAGCAUCAUGCCUUCUUCCAAGAGGUCAAAGAAGCCGAAUCCUGGCUGACGAAGCAAGAAGAGAAGCUCAAUAGUAAAUACAGUCAGAGUGACUUUGGUCUGGAUCAAGGUGAAGCACUUCUGCGUGGUAUGCAGGAAUUGCGUGAAGAAUUCAAUAAUUACGGUGAUGUCGUCCAAGCACUCAUUCAACGUUCUCACACCAUUGUGCCCCUGCAUGAGAGGAAACAGGGUGUCCUACAGCCAAAACCCGUCCAUUCCAUUUGCUCCUACAAACAGGGUCAGAUUUCCAUUGAUAAGGGACAAACACACACCCUUUUGGACACGUACGGUCGUGUCAAGUGGCGUGUUCAGGUCCGGGGAACUGAAGCCCUCAUUCCAGGGGUGUGUUUCACCCUACCACCGCCCAAUGCCAAGGCUAUUGAGGAUGCUGAAAGGCUAAGGAAGCAUUUUGAUCGAUUGAUUGCACUGUGGCAGAAGAAACAGCUGAGACUGCGUCAGAAUAUGAUUUUUGCCACAAUUAAGGUGGUCAAAGAUUGGGACUUUGAGCAAUUCCUGGCCAUGGGUCCAGAACAGAGAAAUGCAAUUAGGCGAGCACUCAAUGAUGAUGCAGACAAACUCAUUGCCGAAGGAGAUCCCAAUGAUCCGCAACUCCGGCGUCUUCGCAGGGAAAUGGAUGAAGUCAAUGCCAUUUUCGAUGAAUUUGAGAAACGUGCUAGAGCAGAAGAGGAAAGCAAGCAGGCGAGUCAACGUUUCCUUGAGCAAUGCAUUGCAAUCAAAACCAAUUUGGAAUCUCUGGCCAGGGAAUUGGAACACAUCAUUUCGAGUCCCUUGCCCAGGGAUCGCGACUCUUUGGAGUAUGCCAAGCGUAUUCAUUCGGACUUUGAACUGAGACUGGCUCAGGAGGAGGUUCCUGUUAAGAGAUUCCAAGAAACAUUCCGCAAUAUUCCCCUUAAGACACCAGCGUUGAAGAAGAGUCUGGACAAUCUCUUGGAUCUCUGGACAGAAAUUAAUUCCCAGAGUAAACUCCAUGGACAGCGACUGAAGUUGCUGGAGGAGGGUCUGAUGGAAUUGGAGAUCAAUGAGCAGGUUUAUGAAGAAGUUGAUGCGGAUCUGUCCAAUUUCACGGUGAUACCCAAUCGCUUGGAAGAACUCAGAGAUGUCCUGCAGAGACUCCAUAAGCUCAAAUCCGUGGUGUCUGCACAGCAGUUCCACAUUGACAAGAUGAAUACAGCUGUGGAUCAAUUGGGCAGAAUGGGGGUACCGACAAAGGUUGUGGGUGAUCUCAAACGCAUACAUUCCACUGUUGAACAUUUCAAUGUCAAAUGGAACAAUUUAGAACGAAAAUUGGACACCAGAAUCCGUGAGUGUGAAUCCGCUCAGAGCUUCAUGACGAAUCUGCGAUCCAGCCAGGUGAAGGAGGAGACAUGGAUUGAUGGUGCUACUGAGGAGCUUAUGGCAAUGCCACCACCAACAUCUGCCCAGGAACUUGAUCAAGCCAUCUUCGAGAAGUACUCUGUGUGUGAAGAUGAAUUGGGCAAACAGUUGGAGUGGAUUGGAGCUGUGGAGGCAAAAUUGGCCAAUAUUGGAGGCCCCUCAGAUGUUGAAGAGGGCAUUCGUCAUCAAGUCAACAUGCUCAAUUCCAUCAAGGAUGAGAUUGAUUCUCAUUCUCGGGUUGUUGUAUCGUGCCUUGAACAAGUUCGAAGUAUCUCCCUGACCGGUGGAGAUGCCUUCAGUGCUCCAGAAAUUGCCAGUUUGGAACGCCGUGGAAAUGAACUAAAGUCCCGAGUUGAUCGUGCCAAUGAAGUUUGCUACAAGUUUGCCAAGAAGAUUGUGUACUUGAGGGAUGAAUUGGUACGUUUGAGGACUGAAUUGAAUGGUUUUUCAUCGUGGUUGACGGGUGCACGGCAUACGCUUGAGGAGAAGGAAAAGAGUUUGCAUCAAUUGCGAAUUGUUCCAUCACAUCAGGACAAUCUUCGUGAUUUUGUUAGUGAUGUCAUUGCACAUCAAGCUGAUUUGCGCUUCAUUACAAUCAGUGUGCAGAAAUAUUUUGAUGAUAAGGCAGAAUUUUUGCACUAUCUCAAUGAUUUCCGAACAUCAUUGCCCAAUAGAUUGUCCCAUGUGGAACAGAUUGUCAAUAGUCCGAUUGAGCAGGAUCUUCAGCAGGUUACGGUGCAGUAUAAGGAUUUGCUGUCGAGAGUCAAUCAUCUUCAGGAUGCUAUGCAGACACUUGGAAAUCGCCAUAGGGAGUACAAUGAUGCUGUUGAGGCGGCUAAAAAGUGGUUGAGUGAGAUUCAGCCGAGAGUUGAUGGAAUUCUGGCUGAACCAAGUAGUUCUGAUCCCGUGAUCAUUCAGAGUCAAAUGACACAGACAAAAUUGUUGUACAGUGAGGUGGUUUCCAAUGGACGACUCAUUGAUAAUGCACAACAGAGUCUGGAGGCAUUGCUGCGUGUACUGCCAAAGAAUACCAGUAGCUUGGAGAUUCAGUCACUUGAGAUGCCAGUGAGAAAUUUGCGAGAUCGCUAUGAGAAACUCAAGAGUUCACUCAAUAAUCGUUCAAAUGGCCUGGAGAAGACUCUGAUUCAGACUCAGAGUGUUCAGGGAUCUCUGGAUAAACUUCUGGGAUUAGUGUUGCAAGCUGAAGAACAGUUCAAGCAUCACUGGAGGCCGGCUUCUCUGAUUAAAGAGCAACUUCUUGAUCAGAUACGUGAACACAAGGCUUUCCUGCAGAGUCUGGACUCUCACAAGGCCAGCAUCAAUAGUUUCAAGUUGUCCAGUGAUGUGCCAAAGGUCCUGGUAAAUAAGUUGAUGGAUGCAAAGACAAAAUUCGAACAGUUGCAUGACAGAGCCGUUGAACAUGGAGACUUCCUGGAGAAGACUCUGGGCGAGUUGAAUAAAUUCAACAAUGAGUACGCGGCACUCGAGAAAGAGAUCAACCAUCUCCAGGAAAAUGUCGAUGGAGCUGAAUUCAACUAUCUCCCGGCUGAAUACAUGAAUCACAUGCAAGAAAUUCUCAAUACAAAGCAUCAACUUGAACCAAUGUUCCACAAUUGCGUACAACUCGGAAAAGAUCUCAUUUCCAAGCGUGAUGUGACAAAUGUUGGCGUUGUGAGGGAUCAGGUGAAGCAUUUGGAGAAUCUAUGGAAGAAUCUUGUGGUGACUACGACGGAGAAGAGUAAUUUGUACAAGCAGAAAUCUGAGCAUUUGAAUGCCUACAAUAAACUCAGGGAUCAAGUACGCUCCUGGUUGGAGAGUUUUGAGGUUAGGAUCAACAAGCUAGCUCCGGUUUCGGUGGAUUUCGACGUGAUUCAGCAUCAAGUGGAUGAAUGUCAGGCAGUUGUCCGGGAACAUCGUGACUACGGGUCAACAAUUGACAAAUUGAAUGAUUUGGGUGGGCAGUAUGAUUCCCUGAUAAGGGCAGAGAUUGCAGAUAAACAGAGAACUGCUCAAUCGGGAACGGCUAAGAAGAUUUCCGUCACCAGUAUUCGACGGCAAUCAAUUGAUGUACAAUCCGGAAGAGUGACUGAAAAUACUCCCAUUCAGAUUCAACUAUCCGAGAUCAACAAUCGCUACAACAUGGCUGGAGUUCGUUUGAGUGACCGUCAAAAUGAAUUGGAUUCCCUGAGGGAUGAGAUUCGUCGUCAUCGUGACAAUAUGAAGAAUCUCAAUGGAUUCCUCGAUAAGAUCCAGAAACGCAUUCCCAAGGAGACAAUUGAUUCAAAUAUCGAGGCAGAAAAAUGCAUCAAUCAGUGCAGGAAGAUUCUCGAAGAGAUGUACGAGAAGCAGAAUCUUCUGGAUUCAGCCAAGGCAAUGGUGAAGAAUUUGGCCGUGCGUAAGAGUCAAUCACCAGGUGUUGAAGUACUCAAGUCCGAAUUGGAUGGAGUAGGUCAACGUUGGAAGGUACUCAGUGAUUUGUGCAAGGAGAAGAUUGCAGCUUCGGAACAAUUGAAAGAUUUCCUCGAUACCCACAAUAAUCUCCAUGCAUGGCUUCUGGGUAAGGAGCGGAUGCUAACGGUGCUGGGACCUAUUUCGUCUGAUCCGCGAAUGGUCAAGACACAGGUGCAGCAAGUGCAAGUGCUAAAGGAAGAUUUCAAGACACAACUGCCUCAAUUGAAUCAUUUGCAGAAUGUUGGGAAGAAUCUGGUGCAACAUUUUGAGGUUAGAUCACCGGAAUAUGAGCUAGUUACAGCUCGGUUGAAUGCUCUGCAGAAUAAAUGGGAUGAUCUCUAUGGACAACUCAGCGAGAGGGCAAAUAGUUUGGGUGCUGCUGCCAAUACGUCCAAGGAAUUUGAUGCUGGACUCAGUCGACUGAGAGAGUCUCUAAGGCAAAUCAAUGACAAUCUCGAUGCUUUGCCCUAUGACAUGGACAAGGAUGAGCUGUUGAGGAAGAUUGAAAAUCUAGGGAGGCAACUUGAGGGACAGAGACCCCUGUUGGCAGAUGCAGAAGCAGCUGCAGCUAAUCUGUGUGAAGUUCUCGAAGAUCCCAAUUCACGUGCUGACGUUAACAAUCGUGUGGCAGAAUUGGCGAAACAGUACGAGACGCUACAGAAGAAGCUGGACAAUCGUCGUGCUGAGGCAGAAAGAGCCCUCCGGGAAGGACGUCAGUUGGCAGAUAAUUGUGCCAGAGUCUUGGGUUGGCUAUCAGGUGAAGCUUCUGGUUUGACGGAGAAACUCCUAGUAUCCGCUCAUCGUCCAACUCUCCAACAUCAAAUUGAUACCCAUGAACCGGUCUACCAUGAAAUAAUGGCCAGAGAACACGAAGUGAGGAUGCUAAUCAACAGAGGAAGAGAUCUCCAAGACAACAGAGUCAAUGAUCCUAACUUACAGAGAGAUCUCGAUAAGAUCUCCAGUCAAUGGGAACGUGUCAGAAGAGAUGUUGUCGAUAGGCAUACGCGUCUUCAAACUUGCAUGGAACACUGCAAACAGUAUCAUUCAGCUGCUCAGAACUUCCAGAAUUGGCUAAGAUCUGCCGAAGAAAAACUAGCAGCCAUUAAGUUGGGUGUUCUGAAAAAAUCUCAGUUGGAUCAUCAACUGAAGGAACUCAAUGUCCUGCGGAGUGAAGUGUGGAAAAAGAGUGGAGAAUAUGAAAUUCUCAAAGGUCUCGGCAAUACAUUCCUAUCAGCCUGUGACAUUGACAAGGAACCAGUUCAAGGUGAACUGCAAAACAUUAAAUCGCGCUGGGAGAAACUCAAUGGUGAUUUAAAUGCCAAAAAUCAACUCUUCGAUACGUACCUGAAGAAAUUGGCAGAUUUCCAGGAUGACCUUAGGAAUCUGGAUCAGAAUACGAGACGAUGUGAAGAUCGUUUGAGUGCCUUUGAUGGUUUGGGUGGUGCUUCCAAGGAUCCCAAACUAAUUGACAGAAUUUCAACAAUUAUUGCCGAUACUGAGAGUCUCGUGAAGCCCCUCAAAGAUCUACAGGCAACAUCGAGAAAUGUAUCCAGGGAAGUGAUGGAUGUCGGCGGCAAUGCUGAUCAUUUGAUCAGUGAUGUUGAUGCAAUUGGAGAUCGAAUUGAUGAUCUUCAGGCUAAAUUGGGUGAUAGAUAUGAUGAACUGAAGUCAGCUGCAUUGAUAUCAUCGCAAUUGAAUGAGAGGAUCAAGGGAUUCUCGGUGGAUUUGUCAGAGAUUGAGGCUAGAGUGAGUCAUUUGCAGCCUCCGGCAAGGGAGAUUCCCACGGUCAAGCAACAAAUCCAUGAAGAUGCCAAUCUUCAGGGACAAAUUCAAGAUCUCACUGAAUCAAUUGGAGAAAUUCAUGAUUCCGUCAAGGCAAACUAUGAAUCAAGUUUCUCAAUUGAUGCCAUGCAGACUAGGGAGCAAAUUAGUGGUUUCCUGAGGAGUUUGGAUAAAUUGAGGAAUCAGGUGCGUGUCCAUGAAGAUUCACUCCAUCGAACACUGUCUUCCCUUGAACACUUCUACAAUGUUUAUUCAACGGUAACGACCGUUCUGAAGAAUGUUGACAGUCAGAUCAAAUCCCUCAAACCGAUCAGUUCAGAUCUUGAACAGAUUCGUGUGCAGCAUGAAGAGUUCAAGCAAUUCACGAGGAAAUCAAUCACUCCACUGAAUAAUGAUGUCAUUGAAUGCAAUCAAUUGGGUCAGGAACUCAUAAGAUCAGCUCAUGGUGGAGUAUCCACCGUCGUUCUCGAGAAGGACAUUGAGAAGUUGAAUGAUUUGUGGAAUAACAUCAAAGCUAAGUGGAAUGAACGCGAAAGGAGGAUUGAUUUGGGUCUUCUGCAAUCGGGUAAAUUCCAAGAAGCUCUCGAUGGGCUAUCUAAGUGGAUGGCGGAUACUGAGGAAAUGGUGGCUAACCAGAAACCUCCAAGUGCUGACUACAAGGUGGUUAAAGCCCAAUUGCAAGAACAGAAAUUCCUCACGAAGAUGCUCCUGGACAGGCAGAAUUCAAUGACAUCGCUAUUCAAUCUGGGUCAGGAAGUGAUUGAAGGAUGUGAUCCGGCUGAAGUGAAUAGUAUUCAGAGGCAGUUGAAGGAUCUUCAGACACGUUUUGACAAUCUGCAAAAUGUCGCACAGACAAGAACACUUGAUCUCGAGGAAGCCAUGAGAAUGGCCAAGAAAUUCCAUGAAAAGAUCGUUCCACUCGCCCAAUGGCUAAGUGAUGCCGAAAGAGCAGUUAAGAGGAUGGAAUUUGUGCCGACUGAUGAAGAAUUGAUUCAUCAGCGAAUUCGCGAGCAUGAUAAACUCCAUGAAGAGAUUCUCAAUAAACAGCGAGAUUUCACUGAGUUGACAGACAUUGCGGCUCAGUUGAUGAAUCUCGUGGGAGAAGAUGAGGGCGUCAUUCUCAGUGAUAAGGUGAAGAAUAUCACAGAUCGGUAUACAUCUCUUGUGGAUGCCAGUGAGAAUAUUGGCAAUGUUCUGGCGUCAUCGAGACAGGGUCUGAGGAAUUUGGUGCUAUCGUAUCAGGAUGUUGUGGAAUGGAUGGAAGGUGUCGAGGGUAAACUUCAUCAGUACAAAGUUCUUCCUGUCCAAGCUGACAGUAUUCUCGAGCAAAUGCACAAUCUUGUGGAUAUUAACGAGGACGUCGCCAAUCAUGCUCCACAGAUCGAAGCCAUUGUGGACACUGGUGCAGAAUUGAUGAAGCACAUUACAUCCGAUGAAGCACUUCAGCUCAAAGACAAACUUGAUUCACUGCAGAGACGCUACGGAGACAUUGUCAAUCGUGGCAGUGAUCUUCUAAAGCAUACUCAGGAAGCCCUUCCGUUGGUGCAACAAUUCAAUGAGGCACAUCAGCGCCUUGUGGAAUGGAUGCAAGAUACAGAAAAUAUCCUCGUGGCCACGGAUAUCAGUGAGCCAGAACUAUUUAGGAUGGAAAGUGAAAUUCCACAGAUGCGUCAAGUGCUAGACACAAUCAAUAGCAUUGGACCGCAAUUGAGUGCCCUGUCUCCGGGAGAAGGUGCCGUAACCAUUGAGAGUCUUGUGGCCAGGGACAAUAGGCGCUUUGACGGAAUUGUAGAUCAGAUUCAACGCCGAGCUGAACGACUUCAACUCAGUAAGCAAAGAUCCAAAGAAGUACGAAACGACGUUGAUGAACUCCUUGAAUGGUUCAGAGAUAUGGAAGCGAAUUUGAGGGAUGCAGAUGCACCAGCACUAAAUCCCAAGAUUGUCAGGACACAGUUAUCUGAUCACAGGAAGGUAAAUGAUGAAAUCUCCAGUCAGAGAGGUAGGGUAAGGGAUGCCCUGGCAGCCGGUAAAAGGGUGAUCAGAGACUUCCAGCCAAAUCAAGCUGAUCUUGAACUCAAAGAAAAACUCGAAGAUCUCAAGGAUCUCGUAGAAACUGUUGUUGGAUUGAGUUCUGAUCGUCUAAGUAUCUUGGAUCAAGUACUCUCAUUGUCUGAUCAUUUUGCCGACACCCACAAUACCCUGAUGACCUGGAUGGAUGAUCUUGAACUAAAAAUAUCCAACCUAGGCUUACCUGCCAUCCGAUCGGAUCAAAUUGCCAUCCAGCAGGAUACAAAUGAACGACUGUUGCAGUCAGUUCUGGAUCACAAGCCCCUGCUCAGCAAACAAAACAAAACGGGCGAGACCCUUGGAACGCUUGUGCGUGAAGAAGAUGUCGAGAAGGUCUAUGAGAUCCUUGAAGAAGAGAACGCUCGCUAUGCAGCUCUGAAGAAUGAACUGCUGAACCGUCAACAUGCUCUGGAACAAGCUAUGCAGGAAUCAAGUCAAUUUGCCGAUAAGAUUGAUGGCAUGCUGAGAGCCUUGACCAAUACAACUGAUCAACUUAAUCAGGCUGAACCAAUUUCAGCUCAUCCACCGAAGAUCAAGGAACAAAUUUCGGAGAACAAAUCCCUGAAGAAUGACUUAGACAAUCGCAGCAAUGCUUUUGGUAUUGUCCAGAAGAUUGCAACUGAUGUUAUCAACAAAGCUCCCAACAAGAGUGAUCCUGUUGUCAAGGAUAUCAGCAAGAAAUUGGACAAACUCACCAAGCUCUGGGAUGAUGUUCAGACGAAGAUCAACAAACGUGGCAAUGCCUUAGAUGACACCUUUAAGGUGGCUCAACAGUUCUGGGAAAAUCUCAAAUCUACCAUGGAGGCUCUUAAGGACCUUCAGGAAAAUCUGAGAUCACUCGAAGCUCCCGCAGCUCAACCACAAGAGAUUCAGAAACAACAAGUGGCACUCCAGGAAAUCAGAUAUGACAUCGAUAAGACCAAACCACGCGUGGAAGAUGUUAGGCAGACUGGUAAUAAACUCAUGUCACUCUGUGGAGAACCUGAGAAGCCCGAAGUCAAGAAGCACAUCGAAGAUCUCGAUCGUGCUUGGGAUAACAUCACAGUGCUCUAUGCCAAGCGAGAGGAGAACCUCAUUGAUGCCAUGGAGAAGGCAAUGGAGUUCUAUGAUACUCUGAAGAGUGUCACAGACUUCUUGAAUGAGUAUGAGGAGAAAUUCAAGAAACUAGGACCCAUUGGAACAGAUGUGGAUGCUGUUAAGAAGCAAAUUGAGCAAUUGAAGAACUUCAAGAAUCACGUUGAUCCGUACAUGGUCAAAGUUGAUUCGUUGAAUAGGCAAGCGAUGGAGUUGACAGAGAAGACAGGUACUGAGCAGGCUCAGUCCAUUAGGGAUCUGUUGAAUGGUGUAAAUAGGAGAUGGGAAAAUCUCUUGCAUAACAUGGUGGAGAGGCAGAAGAAUUUGGAGCAUGCACUUUUGCAUCUGGGACAAUUCCAGCAUGCCCUCAAUGAACUCCUGGUUUGGAUUGAACGCACAACUGAGACACUGGAUCAGCUUAAACCUGUUUUGGGUGAUCCACAGUUGAUUGAAGUUGAACUGGCUAAAUUGAAGAUUGUGGCCAAUGAUAUUCAGGCACAUAAGAGUUCAGUUGAUACUCUAAAUGACGCCGGAAGGCAUCUUAUUGAGUCCAAUAAGGCUUCCCAUGAAGCUUCAACGACCAAGGAUAAGUUGUCAACAUUGAACAGGAAAUGGUCUAAUUUACUGCAAAAGGCAUCUGAUCGACAGCAUGAACUUGAAGAGUACCUCAAAGAGGCGCAGAGAUAUUUUGCAGAUGUUCAGGAUAUGUUGGGUUACCUUGGAGAUGUUGAUGCUGUUAUUGGAGCAAGUAAGCCCGUUGGAGGUCUUCCGGAGACUUCAUCUGAACAAUUGCAGAGAUUCAUGGAGGUGUUUACAGAAUUGGAACAGACGCGGCCGAAAGUGGAAACUCUACUGUCACAAGGCAAGGAAUACAUUCAGAAACAGAAUGAACUCAAAGUACCGUCCAACAAUCUUCAGCAUAUUCUGAGAACGCUGAAACAGCGAUGGGAUGCCAUUCUGGCUAGAGCGUCGGACAAGAAGAUUAAACUUGAGAUUGCCCUGAAGGAAGCCACAGAAUUCCAUGAUGCCCUUCAGCAAUUCAAUGAAUGGUUGACAAAGACAGAGAAAACACUACAGAACCUCGGUCCUGUUUCACGGGUUUUGGAGACAAUUCAGAAGCAAAUGGAGGAUCACAAGGAAUUGCAGAAGGAUGUGUCAAAUCACAGAGAAACCAUGCUGCUGUUGGAUAAGAAGGGAACACAUCUGAAGUAUUUCAGUCAGAAGCAAGAUGUAAUUCUGAUAAAGAAUCUUUUGGUGUCCGUUCAGCAUCGCUGGGAACGGGUUGUGGCCAAGACUUCUGAGAGAACCCGAGCUCUGGAUCAUGGAUACAAAGAGGCUCAGGAAUUCUAUGAUGCCUGGUUCAGUCUAGUGCAAUAUCUCAGGGAGGCAGAUGAUGCCAUUAAUACCCUGACUGCUGAUUUGGCGGCAUCGAAGAAGCCCACAAAUGCCAAGAGGUGCCUUGAGCGUCUGCAAGAGAUCCAGAGGAAUGUUUCUCAGCGUCAAGGGCAAUAUGACACUGUGAUGAGAAAUGGGAAGCAAUUGAAGGAACGUGCUCCCAAGAGUGAUGAACCUGCCUUAACGAAGAUGUUGGGAGAACUCAAGGAACUCUGGACACGAGUUUGUUCAGUUCUGACAGAUCGUCAGAGGAAACUUGAGGAGACUCUCUUGCUUUCUGGUCAAUUUUCCGAGGCGCUCCAUGCACUUCUCGAAUGGCUGAGGAAGUCUAAAGUGAAGUUGUCCAGUGAUACACCAGUUUACGGUGAUUUGGAUACAGUAUCUAAGCUCAUUGAUGCCCACAAUGCUCUAAAGAGUGAACUCAACAGUCGAUCAUCCCAAAUGCAGAGUGUCCUCAAGACGGGACGACAACUCGAAGCGACAGCCGACAAUAGAGAUAUUUCUGGUAAUCUCACAGAAUUGCAGUCGCUGUGGGAAGAAGUGCAGGAUCUGGCGAGAGUAAGAAGUGCCAAACUGGAAGAUGCCCAGAGGGAAGCUGAGAAACUGCACAAGAAUGUUCACAUGUUGCUAGAGUGGUUGGGUGAAGCUGAGCAGAAACUGAGAUUUGCCUCAGCUCCGAACAACGAAGCCCAGAGUUUGGAAUUGCUGCGUGAAAGUGAGCAGUUCCUCAAGGAGUUGAGAGAGCAGGAAAUUAACAAGAGGGAUACUCUCGAUUUGGCACACAGAAUCCUGGCUAAGGCUCAUCCUGAAGCUGUUCCAAUCAUCAAGAAUUGGAUUACAAUAAUUGAAUCACGCUGGGACGAAGUUCUGCAAUGGGCACGAGGACGCAAAGACAAGCUCGAGAUUUACCUUAAGUCCCUCAAGGAUCUCGAUGAGACCAUUGAUAACCUUCUGGCGUGGUUGCGUAGUCUCGAAAAUCGCCUUCUUGAACUGCAACACGAACCUCUGCCUGAUGAGAUUCCGCCACUUGAGCGUCUCAUUGAGCAGCAUAAAGAGUUCAUGGAGAGUAUUGCUGCACGCCAGCAGGAAGUUGAAGUUGUGUGCAAGCCCAAACCAACGACAAUUCAAGAUGCGAGAAAGCAGAGUCGCGGACGAUUGGCAAAGUCCAGUCAGAGUAGGGAUCAGACACCCGAAAAAGACAGACUACCACAUAUUGGGCCACGAUUCCUCACGAGUUCCGCUGAUAUGCAAUUUAGGUCCCCACGGGCUCAGACACUUUGGGAACAGUGGAGAAUUGUGUGGCAGAUGUGUUGGGAGAGGCAGAAGCGAUUGCAUGAUCAUCUGCUCUAUCUCCAGGAUGUCGAGAGGGUGAAACAGUUCAGCUGGGAUGAGUGGAGGAAGCGAUUCCUCAAGUACAACAAUCACAAGAAGUCUCGGCUGACAGAUCUGUUCCGGAAGAUGGAUAAGGACAACAAUGGGCUCAUCCCAAGGGAUGUCUUUAUCGAUGGAAUUAUUUCAACCAAAUUCCCAACAUCUCGCCUGGAAAUGGAAACUGUGGCUGAUCUGUUUGACAGGAAUGGCGAAGGUUUGAUUGACUGGCAGGAAUUCAUUGCAGCUUUGCGACCUGAUUGGCAAGAGAGGAAACCUGCAACAGAUUCCGACAAGAUACACGAUGAAGUGAAACGACUGGUGAUGCUCUGUACGUGUCGCCAGAAGUUCCGUGUCUUCCAGGUUGGCGAAGGAAAGUAUCGAUUUGGAGACUCACAGAAACUGCGCCUGGUGAGAAUCCUCCGGAGCACUGUGAUGGUUCGUGUGGGAGGAGGAUGGGUAGCUCUCGAUGAGUUCCUCGUCAAGAAUGAUCCCUGCAGAGUCGAUGAGCAUUUGGCCGAGUUGAUGCCAAUAUUUGAGCGAUUGAGGGCACAAGAGCAAGUACCGUGCGCAUUUCCGCUUCACAUGGGCGCCGGUGGGACGCUCUUUCUGCGCGGAGACGCCUGGAGUACGUCUCUAAGUCCACACGCGCCCCAUUGUCAUCCCUCCACGCACUGGUCUCUCAGUUCUGCAGCAAAGAUAAAAUUAACAACGCGCAAAUUGGUAAAUUUACAAUGCAUUUCUUGCUAUAAUAUUACCACAAUGGAUGCAAGCUUUGAGCAAAUGCUAUACCUAAUCUGCGCUGUAAGUCACUGUCAUGACUUUCCACUGAGAAAAAAGAGGGUGCGAUUAACUUUGUUUUCACAUAACUUUAACACAUUUUAGGUGUAAAAAUAUAUCAACGUUUUUUAAUGUUAAUUUUACACCUUUUUAAGGGUAAAAUUAACAUAGAAAAGGGUAACUUUAACCCCUAAUACACCUAAAAAGGGUAAUAUUUUCACCGAUUUUGGAUCAAUACUGCAGGGUUAAAUUAUUAAAUUUAAUUAUUAAAAAUAAAUUUAAAUAAAAUUAGUAAAAAAAAAUAUUGUCAGCAAAAAAUUAAAUUUCGUCAGUAAAAACAUUAAAAUAUGAGCAGUAAAGAAUAUGACCAGUAAGGGAAAGUGGGGCAGUUUAAAAUUAGAAUUUUUCACAUAUUUUUAAAUAAAAUUGAGCCUUAUCGUGAUAUAAUUUAGCUGCACAAACAGAUUAAGAAGCUAAAUUACAUUAUGAAAUGGCUCAUUUCCAUUUAAACAUAGGAGAAAAAUGUCAAUUUCAAAGCUGCCCCACAUUCAGAGGUGCCCCACUUCCCCUUAUAAAAUUUAAAGAAAAAUAGACAAAAUUAGAAAAGCAGAAUUUUAUUAAAAAAAAAGGUCAGUAAAAUAAUAAAAUCGAAAGGUAAAAAUUAAACUAGAUUAGUAAAAUGGUAGGGGAGGGUAGGGUAAUUUCAUGCAUGCAAUACUUUUGAAAAUAAAGUCAAAAGAAACUAACAGAACAUACUUAGUUUAUGAUUCAUAUUCUUUUAGUAAAUGAGUUCUGGAAAAAGUUGAGCUGCGUGAAAUUGCCCCACUCUCUCCUAAGCAAAAAUAAAUAUUGAGCAAUAAAAAAAUAAAUAUAAUGUAGUUAGCAAAAAAAUAAUACCAACAAUAAGAAAUAAUAAAUAAGAAAAAUUAAUAAAAUGUUCAGUAAAAUAGAAGUUAGUAAGCAAAAAAUAAAUAAAAAAUAGCAGUAAAAUAAUAGAAAUGGUCAGUAAAUAUAUGCAAUUUGGUCUGUGAAGAAUAAUAGGAUAUUCAACAAAAAAGUAAAAAUAAUCAGUAAAAUAUAAUCGAUUUGGUAAGUGAAAAAUAAAAAUCGGUCAAUAAGUUUUGAAUUUUCUUGUUUCACUCAACCAAAAUUCUCUUGCGGGAAGGCCCUGUUCCUUCAUGGAAUGUUGUACCAUCAUUUAUUAUUAUUGCUCAACCGAAACUAUUUUUUUACUAAUGAAAUUGAUUAUUCUUACUGCUCAUUAUCAUUUUUUGCUAAUCACUUUUAAUUUUGAAUACUUCGAUUUGAUUUUUUUAAUUCUCAUUUUCAAUUUUACACAUGGUUAAAUUUUAAUUUUAUUUGUUACUGGUCAAUUUAUAUUUUUUACGGACUAGGGUAAAGCGUUAUAAUUUGGAAUUAGUGUUACAAGUUGGACAAUUCGCCGGUACAAGUUGGACAUGGUUUUUUUCUUGAUAAAUACAGUACAAAAUUUGUUUUUAAGCACAAAAAACCAAAUUAUAAAACUAAAGCAUUAAAAAUAUACAAAUAAAAAUGAAGUACUAAAUUUAUCAAGACAAAAAGCCCUGUCCAAAUUGUACCAUUGUCCAAUUUGUACCACUUUACCCUACAUCUUAUUUUUUCUGUUCAUUUUUAAUUUUUUCCUGGUCAUUUUGAUUUUUUUCAGAUAAAAUUUAAUUUUUUGUUAAUCAUUUAGAAUGAAAUACUCCCCAUUUACAUUUGUAAAGAAAAAAUAUUUAUCUUGCUAACUAAGCCUCGCCGGGAAAUAUUCUCGAUCACAUGCUUUUCAAAAUCUAUACCCUGAAUUUGAAAUUUAGCAAAGGGAUACAUUAUAACUAUGUGUAAACUACCCUCAGUUGUCCCCUUAGCCUUAUUUGCAUUCAUUUUUUUCUGAAAAGUAAGCCACGCCUCUUAGAAUUAUAUUAAUUCUUAAACCUUUCAAUGAUAGUAAUAAACAUAAAAUAAAAUAGUAGGUGAGAUUGUUAAGAAUCUCACCUAAUAUAUGAGAUUGUUAGUUCACGCCCUGUUAAAUUCAAUACAUAAAAGCUCCUUGGAUGUAAUUUAUACGCCUUUAAAAAAGAAGUCGAACUCGCAACACUUGUAUCUUGUAUCAUACAGCGAGCACUAUACCGCUAAUUAUAUUGUGUGAUUUUUUUAAUCUGUUUGUUCUUAUAAGGUCAUUUUGUGACCUUUUUAUGGAUUUUUCAAGAUCAAACUCAUAAAUUUGUUAAGUAUUUAAAGCUUUUCCGAAAGAUUUUGAGUUUGUGCUAGGCCAAAAGAGAAUUUUGUGAUGUCAUAAGCCACUUGUAAAAUCACAAGAGGGCGUGGCCUAUUUUUUAGCGAUUCUUUUGGGCCUGUUUUCAUCUUUCUGUAAUAUUGAUUUAAAAAAAAAAAGAUCUUAUGAUACUACUCGAUUAUAAAACUCAAAAAUUUUAGUUUCAAUUAAACAUAGUCUCUUAAUGAGGCGCAAUUAAAAAUUAAUUGUGGGCGGAGCAAGGAAAUACAAUACUAUCGUUCCUUUUAACCAUUUUCUUUUUAACCACGUUUUAUUUUUUUAACCAAAAAAUAAAACUUGAAAUGUAAAGUGAAAUAAAAGUUUGUUUGAAUUCUGUAAGGAUAUGACAAUGUCAUAUGACAAAUGUUCAUAAUAAAUUCGAAAACAGGAUAACACUAAAGAUCAGAUGUAUAAUGGUCUUUGCAAGAGGCUCUAUGAAGUCCAUGAAGGUCUUAGUGAUUGACAUGAAUCGGUUAUUCGAUUAGUACUGCCGAAUUAACCGUUUAAACACUUGAAUUUGUCAUAUGACAUUGUCAUAUCGUAACAGAAUUCCCCUCCAGGACAUAUUUUUAUGAUACACAUCUGAAAUUUUUAAUUCAAAGAACAAGUGAAAGUUGUUUAUUUAAUAACACUUUAAGAGCCAAUAAAAUUUCAUUAAGUUUUUAAUGGUAUCCUCUUUCUAUUGGCACACAUUCUUCCAAGACUUAAAUGUCCUUAGGCAAGAAUGUUACUAAAAAGAGACAGAUUAACCAGUUUUCUGGGUCAGAAUUAACACAGUAAUCUCAUGUUAAAUAGAAAGUGAGUUCAUUUCAAAAUUCUGCACAGAAUUUUAGUAAUAUUAUUAUUAUUAUUAUUUUCAUGACAGUGACAAAAAAUAUUUUAAGCUAAUAUUGUCCUAAAUAAAUUAUUAUAUUUCAAAUAUGAACACAGUGCUAGCAAAAAAUAACAAGAAAACAAUGCUUUAUAUUUUUAAUCGAAAUCCAAUUGAAUAUGCUUACAGCAAACCUGUAUACCCAAAAAGACAAAUUGAUCUUUGUAUUCCAUAGUGUUCUAUCUCAAAAUUGAGAGCUUUUUAUAUUGAAAAAUUGAUUAUUUUGUUACCAGAAUGACAAGUUUAGGGAUACAAUGGAAUGAAACGAUCAAAAUAUUCCUAACAAAGCUUAUAAAAGCAAAAUAUUUUUCUUUAUUUUUUUAAUAUUUAUGUUGUUAAUCUUUUAAUUUUUUUGUUGAACAGCGUUUUUGUUAUUAGAUAAAUAAUAUCUCUGAGCAUCUUUGAAUCAUGCAUCAUUUUUUUCUACUUAUUUU